AUGAAUUUAAAGACAACCCCUGUACAGUCAGAAGGAGAUAGUAUUAUUACUUCUUCAGCGCUACAGACAGCAUAUGAGCGAAUUAAAGUACUGGAAAAUGAAAAUUUUAUGUUAAAAGAAAGAAAUGAACAGAUCGAACUGGAAAUACAAUCAAAAUGUGAUAGAAUGCAGAAAUUACAAGAACAAGCUGAUCAAGCCCGAACACAGUAUAAUGAACUUUUAAAUCAAAUUGUCGAAUUAAAUCUCAAAAAUCGUUCAAACAAAGAAAAAUUUAUAAGCUACCAAACAGACAUGAAUAAAAAGUUAUUCGAAGCACAAACACAACUUUCUGAAUUACGUAUGCAGCUUCAAGCAAAAGAUAACGAAUUUCAAUUAGCUAAUUCGCAGAAUCUCAAAGAACAUCAAGACUAUACAAUAUUAUCGAGUAUAAUGAAUAACUCUUUGAAAAUAUUAGACCCAACAGGGAAAACUACUAAUCCAUCUCAGUUAAUUGAGCUUAUAACUAAGAUAAUGACACCAAAACCAACAAGGGAUGUCGACUCACAGACAGAUAUAGUUAAAGUCUCAGAAUCAAAACCAAUAAUCCAAGAAGUUAAACCAAUUAAACCAGAAUCUCCAAUAUCUUCAGAUUUUUCAGUUGAAAGACAUCAACACAGAUCCCAUAGGAGAAGAUCAGAGAGGAGUGAUACAUCUUCUCAUGUUUCAUCUCGAAGUUCUAGGAGCGAUAGAAGAUUCCAAUUUGAUCAUAUAGAUAGUGAUGUGGCAAUUGAUGUUCCGUUAGAUAGAUUUAUUCAAAUCCACAAUAGAUUGCGAAAUGAAGAGCAAGAUUACUCAUUCAAGUCUCAUUCCAGGCAAUAA
This is a messenger RNA of Trichomonas vaginalis G3, 858 nucleotides long. RefSeq lists its product as uncharacterized. The transcript has a single exon. NCBI's taxonomy places the organism in Eukaryota, Parabasalia, Trichomonadida, Trichomonadidae. The record is from RefSeq and is a predicted model, not a curated record. The coding region runs from base 1 to 858 and encodes 285 amino acids.